This is a messenger RNA of Morchella importuna, 1194 nucleotides long. RefSeq lists its product as uncharacterized. Bases 1 to 1194 code for a protein of 397 amino acids. Gene Ontology annotation, biological process: mannitol catabolic process. Gene Ontology annotation, molecular function: mannitol-1-phosphate 5-dehydrogenase activity. The transcript has a single exon. Gene Ontology annotation, cellular component: cytosol. NCBI's taxonomy places the organism in Eukaryota, Fungi, Ascomycota, Pezizomycetes, Pezizales, Morchellaceae. The record is from RefSeq and is a predicted model, not a curated record.
AUGUCUCCAAACGCGGGAAAGAAAGCCCUUCACUUCGGUGCAGGCAAUAUUGGCCGUGGCUUCAUUGGUGAUCUUCUCGCAAACGCAGGUUACGAAGUCACCUUUGCCGAUGUCGCCGAACCUCUCAUCACCGCCCUAAAUAAGGACCAUUCCUACAAAAUCCACAUACUCGACCAGGAGCACAAAGGAAAGACAGAUACAGUCGACCAUGUUUCUGGAAUCCUCACAACGAACGAAGCAGAUGUCAAAAAGAUUAUCACCGAAGCCUCGAUCAUUACCACCGCCGUUGGUCCCAACGUGCUACCAAAGGUCGCAAUCAACAUCGCAACGGGGUUGAAAGCACGCCGCGCUGCUGGUGUAACUUCUGAGCUCAACAUAAUUGCCUGCGAGAACCGUACCGGCGCAUCUUCUCUACUCCACGAUGAAGUCCUGAAGCACCUUACUUCAGAAGAAGAUAAGAAAUACGUUGCGGAAAAGAUUGGAUUUCCAAACUGCGCCGUAGACCGCAUCGUCCCACCAUUUAGCGAAGAAAGCGAGGGCAUCCUCGCAGUCGGCGUCGAGAAUUUCCACGAAUGGAUUGUCGACGAGACCGCCCUCAAGGGUCCUAAGCUCAAUAUCCCAGGGAUGCAGUUGACUGAUAACCUUAUCGCUUUUGUCCAACGCAAGCUAUUCACCCUCAACACCGGCCAUGCGAUAUGUGCAUACCUAGGCUUCUUGAAGGGCUAUUCGACCGUUGAUGAAGCUCUAGGUGAUAAGAGGAUCGAAGAGAUUGUGAGAGGAGCUAUGCUCGAAUCUGGGGUUGCGCUUUGCAAAAAGCAUGGCUUUGACCCGAAGGAGCACGAAAAGUAUAUCGAUAAGAUCCAAAGCCGAUUCCACAACCCAUACAUCCACGAUGAUGUCGUUCGUGUUGGGCGUGAGCCUAUGCGGAAACUUGCUCCCGAUGACCGUCUCAUUGGACCGGUAAAGAUGGCGGAGGAGUACGGAUUGAAGUACGACAACCUAAUCAAGGGGAUUGCCGCAGCUUUGCGGUACGAGAACUCGGAUGACUCGCAGAGCGAGGAUUUGAAAGCUCUCAUUAAGGAAAAGGGACUGGCAAAAGCUGUUGCGGAAGUCACUGGGUUUGAAGAGGAUACGCAUGAGAAUAGCGAGAUUCUGAGCAGCUAUGAAGCGUUGGGAACAAAAGGCCACUUGUAG